AUGUCCAGUGGCUUUAUUUUGUCUCUGUAUUCUGCAGACCAACAGAUCAGGAGUACGCUUAAGGCACUGUGCACCUAUUCCGAUCCCGAGACGUUCUGUUACAGUGCUAGCACCAUUCCCACUCAUGCAACAUGGACACGUCUUCCAAAAGCCACCAUCUGGAGUCGAACACUCUGCCUCAGUUCCCCUCUCAAAAUUGUUGUCAUUGGUAUCAUUUUCUACACUCCUCCACCAUCCCGACCAGAUUGGUUUGAACUGACAAUCGAUCUACUGCAAACGAUCGACCGUAAGGCCAUGGCUCAUAUGCUAUGUGCAUCAUUAAAAGACCUGUUCACUUUCACCACUGUUGCUGACGAGUUGUUCGAUGACAUGUUCGAUGCACGCACUUCACUGCGGAAAUAUCGUCACGAAUUUCUGAAGACAUCCGACAUUGUCACGCUGCAAUUCAUGCUCGUCCAAGUGCCCAAUGUCGCGUACCUCAUUUGA
Molecule: messenger RNA, 486 nt
Organism: Laetiporus sulphureus 93-53
Lineage: Eukaryota; Fungi; Basidiomycota; Agaricomycetes; Polyporales; Laetiporaceae
Exons: 4
Coding region: 1-486 (161 amino acids)
Source: RefSeq, a predicted model, not a curated record